Messenger RNA from Drosophila ficusphila, 802 nucleotides. RefSeq names its product general odorant-binding protein 84a (gene Obp84a). The transcript has 5 exons. Gene Ontology annotation, molecular function: odorant binding. Gene Ontology annotation, biological process: sensory perception of smell. NCBI's taxonomy places the organism in Eukaryota, Metazoa, Arthropoda, Insecta, Diptera, Drosophilidae. The record is from RefSeq and is a predicted model, not a curated record. The coding region runs from base 16 to 684 and encodes 222 amino acids.
AGUCAGUCUUCCAAAAUGAUUAGAUCUUUAUUGCUGAUCGGGGUUCUAUAUCUGGUUUGGGUGGCUGCACAGGACUUGGUUCCCGACGACCCAGAAGUCCAGAUGCAAAGGCACGCCCAGUUUUACGAGGCUCGUGUUGCCUGUGCGAUUGAGAAUAUGAUUCCAUACGUUAAAACUUGGGUUUUGUUUGCUUUGCUGAGCUUGUGUAGCGUGGGUUGUGUCAAGGCUCUUCAGGAUCAAGCCAAGGAUAAUGGCGACAUUUUCAUUAUAAACUAUGAUAGCUUUGAUGGCGAUAUAGAUGAUAUAUCCACUACUACACCAGCUCCUAGAGAAGCUGACUAUGUAGAUUUUGAAGAGGUUAACAGGAACUGCAAUGCUAGUUUCAUAACUUCAUCGAGCAAUGUGUUGCAGUUUAAUAGCACGGGAGAAUUGCCUGACGACAAGGACAAGGCAACCAGCAUGUGUUAUUUCAACUGCUUCUUUGAAAAGUCUGGUUUGAUGACGGACUACAAGCUGAAUUCGGACUUGGUGCGCAAAUAUGUCUGGCCAGCCACUGGCGAUUCCAUUGAGGCUUGCGAGGCCGAAGGCAAGGACGAGACGAAUGCCUGCGUGCGUGGCUACUCUAUCGUCAAGUGCGUCUUCAUUAGAGCCCUCACGGAUGCUAGGAACAAACCCACCGUUUGAGCAUCAGCAAAGUUUAAGUCUUGGACUAAUCAACACACAAUUAUAAUAUAAGCGUUACAAAACAAAAUAUUGCUACCACAAAUGCACUUAGUUGGAUAUAAACCGCAGGCACAUGCAA